Papaver somniferum (opium poppy) is the source of this 1957-nucleotide messenger RNA. RefSeq names its product F-box/LRR-repeat protein 12-like. Lineage: Eukaryota; Viridiplantae; Streptophyta; Magnoliopsida; Ranunculales; Papaveraceae. Gene Ontology annotation, biological process: SCF-dependent proteasomal ubiquitin-dependent protein catabolic process. Bases 364 to 1617 code for a protein of 417 amino acids. The record is from RefSeq and is a predicted model, not a curated record. The transcript has 2 exons. Gene Ontology annotation, molecular function: protein binding. Gene Ontology annotation, cellular component: SCF ubiquitin ligase complex.
GAGGUUUUUCAGCUAGGUUGUUCUAAACUUAGGAUUCUUGAGUAUCACUUUAGUAAAGCUUUUAGUGUGCUUCUUGAGUGCUGCUUGUUAAUGAAUGUAGCAUCUGUCUAGUGAUUAUUGUGAAUGCUAGAAUCAAUGGCUGUGACCUUGCAAGUGCCCUCAGAACAAUUGUAGCACAUUAGGAGCUGACGCUUAAGUUAUUAAAUCCGUCAAGAAGGGGUAUGUCUCGUUCAUCUCUGUUAAUAUCCAAAGAUGAUGUGAGUUUAUGAGGUAAAAAAUCGUCUUUCUAUCCCUUUGGUUUGUUACGGGGCAAAACCUAUCCUAUUGCUUCUUCAGAAAAGUUGUAUAUAAGAAGCGGAACUGAUGGAUUUCGAUUUUUUAAAGCAAAUGAAGAAUUAUCCUUGCAAGAACUUUUCAACUUCAAUUAUGAACCUUCCAGAUGACUGCUUUGCUCUUAUCCUACAACUGCUUAAUAGACCAAUGGAUCGUAAUUCAUUUGGUUUGACUUGUCAUCGGUGGCUUCAUAUACAGAAUUCAAGUCGACGGAAACUAUGGUUCAAUCAUUAUCAUCAUCCACUUGCGAAAGUUAGCCCUCACAGCUAUUCUUUUCGACUUACUAAGUUAUUGACUCGUUUCCAACAGCUAAAUUUUUUAUCUUUAUCUCACUGCACCGAGUUACCAGAUUCAGCUUUAUCCCACUUACAAAUCUAUGGAUCAAACAUUCAGACCCUGUAUUUAGAGUGUUGCUUAGCCAUUACAGACUAUGGAUUCUCUUUGAUGGCUUCCGGAUGCUCUCGUUUAACGUCUAUAAGUCUGUACCGGUGUAAUAUUAGCGAUGUUGGAUUAGAAUACUUGGCUAAAUCUUGCUCAUCUUUACAGAAGGUAAACCUUUCCUGGUGCGGAAUCACUGAUACAGGUAUAAUAUCCUUGGGUGAAUCAUGUUCGUCCUUGCAGAAGUUGAACCUUUCAAAUUGUGGGUCGGUUUCUGAUAGGGGCAUAAGAUAUCUCUCACAAGCAUGCCGGCAACUCUGCUCAAUCACCAUCUCAUACUGUGAAAGGAUCACCGGCGUUGGCUUUCGUGGGUUUUCAGAAACCUUAACUUCUGUCGAAGCAGUUUCCUGUAAACUUGAACCAGAAGGUAUACAAGCAAUUGUUAGCGGAGGUGGGCUUGAAUAUCUUGACCUCUCGGGUCUUGUUCCCGUUGUGACGCGAUUGGACAGGGUUGGAGGGGGAUUUACGAAGAAUCUACGAGUUCUUAAUCUUCGAAACUGUCGUGAUGUACGCAACACAGCAGUGAUUAAAAUUUCAAAAGGGUGUCCGUUAUUACAGGAAUGGAACUUAGCACAUUGUCAUAACAUUGAUCUUGAUGGAUGGAAAGCUAUUGGGUCGAAUUGUCAUAACCUAGAGAUACUGCAUGUAAACAUGUGUUGGAAUUUACGUGAUUCAGGGUUGCACGCAUUGCUUUCUGACGGAUGCAGGCGUCUAUCGAAGUUAUACAUUUCAAAUUGUAAUGGUCGAAUCAGUUAUUUCACAAUCCAGCAGUUCAAGUGCAGAAGAAGUGAUGUGAAGAUCAAGGAAAAGGAAGUACAGGGUACAAAAACUAAGAACAUCUUCUGAGCUUCCAAGAUCCAUUUUUCCUUUUUGGCUGUUACUUACAGAAGUACAGUUUCAUGAGCUGUUACCUACAAAAAUGUCGUUCUUUUUUGUGUUUCUUGCUGAAUGCUUGGAAUUUGUAGGAAAAGCUUUGCAGGUAGGAUACCUUUUAAUGCCGAUCUUUUUUGUGUUUUUUGCUGAACCAGUUCAAUGCGUGGAAUUUGUAGGAAAAGCUUCGCAAGUAGGCUACUUUUUGAAACAUGCUUGUAUGUUGUAUCCAGUACAAAAUACUGCAUUUGCAGAGCUACUUGGUUGUAUAUUUUUUGAAACAUGGCUUGUAUCAACACUGAUGGAAUUUUGUCUA